AUGCAAUAAUUUUCGAAACUAGGUAAAAAAGAGAGUUAUAAUUAAUUUAAAUUAAUAUUAAAUGACUCAUACAAAAUGAAUACUAGAGUCAUGGAGAGUUCAAUAAUGAAAUAAUUAACUGAAUUUGAAGAUAGAUAUGGAAUGUUUAAAUAAAUAGAAAAUAGUAAUCGAUUCAUUUCUAACAGAAUAAACGAUUUAGUAUAUGAUAUUAAAACUGUAAAUAUAUUUUGA
Molecule: messenger RNA, 231 nt
Organism: Paramecium primaurelia
Lineage: Eukaryota; Ciliophora; Oligohymenophorea; Peniculida; Parameciidae
Source: the annotation of a GenBank genome assembly